Ylistrum balloti is the source of this 2270-nucleotide messenger RNA. Its product is annotated as protein FAM204A-like. The record is from RefSeq and is a predicted model, not a curated record. The transcript is spliced from 7 exons. NCBI's taxonomy places the organism in Eukaryota, Metazoa, Mollusca, Bivalvia, Pectinida, Pectinidae. Bases 1 to 705 code for a protein of 234 amino acids.
AUGUAUCAGAGGGUUCCCCCUCCUGUAGCUACCGAAGGCAAAGAAAAAGACGCAGAGAGCAAAGAAGAUGAAAAGUCUAGCGAGAGGGCACCGAAAAAUGUACCAACUAAGUUAUGGGAGAGAUUCAAGGUUCUGGAGAGGAAGACUGAUGACAUAACCAGAAGAUCUACAGAAAAAAGAAUGAAGUAUAUGCAGAAAUCAUUACUUAAGAAAGUUCAGGAGGAGAUAACUCUACCAGAAGACAGAGACAUUCUUCGACAGCAUGAUGUGAAGUUUGGACCUCCUGUAUGUGAUGACACUGAACCACAUAAUAGGAAAAGGAAGUGGCAUGCAUCCAACAAUACAAUUGCCAGCACACAAGAUGGUCAGAGUUCAUCAGGUGGUGCAUCCUGGGAGAACAUCAAGCCUUAUUUGACUGCAGAUGAUCACCUUCGAAGGCCAGAUAAGGAUUGUUACAAACUGGAGUCGGGGUUGGAGUCAAAGAUUACCUCCGCUAUUAAAGAUGGAGAUUUCUCGAGGGCUGAGGAACUAAGUGAUCACUUGUCAACUAGAGAGUUCGGAAGCAAGAUAGCUAAAGCUUUCGAUGCUCACAGAUAUGUUGAAAGAAGAAAGGAAGAGGAAGAAUUUAAACGGUCAAAGAAAAAGAAAAGCCUUCAUUGGGGGUUUCAAGAGAAACAACGGUGGGAAACGAAAGGCAACAUGUGACAUGCGCAGUUUUCGGACGACGUCGCUUCUUAUAUACCAAUCGCUUUGUCAAGACCACCGUCUCUGAAAUUGAAGUGAUUGAAUCUGUGAAGUCACUUAUGACUUACGCUUUCACUUUCACCCGGAAUCACAUCUUUAGCUGAAUCUUACCAACGAUAUCUUCCCAACGGCAUAUUGGUUGCAUAUGUCUUAUAAACCUGGGAGUUCAACCAUAGGGAGAUAAGGAAUACUGGAUUGCAAUUCAUUCCUCCUACCUUUAUAAACUGCCUCUUAACAAAUCAGAUUUUGUACAGGUGUGAAUAUAUCUUACUACUAAAAUUGUAUAACCCAUACAAGCGCCAUUAGAUUUGCAUUAAAUGUUGAUUUAAGUAAGAUUCCAAAUGUAAAGAGCAUUAAUAAAAUCUGUCGACGGUCCAUCCAGAAAGUUCUUUUUAAGUAGGGAGUGUGCAGUGAGAUACAGCCACACGAGGCUAACUCAACAAAAAUGUCUAUUAUUCAAAUAAUUUCAUUUUCAGGAGUGGAACUGGCCAAAUAUGUGGAUUUCUCUUUUAUAUAUCAAACCUUGUUUUUUUUAUGCUCCCGCCAUUGAAAAUGUGACGGGGACAUAUAGUGUUACCGAAUCCGUUCCGUCCGUCCGUCCUUCCGUCCGAAUUCGGUUUCCGCAUCAUAACAUUAGAAUGCCUCAACAGAAUUAAGUGAUAUUUUUGGAUUUAUGUUGAAAUAUUAGAAGUCAAGGCAAAGAACGUCAACAUCAGAACAAGUAUUCUGUAGAACAGAUUAUCCAAUAGCUGAAAGUAGAGUCUUCCUUACAUACUUAUCAGACCAUUCCAUAGUGUAUCCUAGUGCCCUGUAGUCUCCACAUGACACUGGACUUGUGUUUUGAAUUGCUUAAACUCCUUGAUUUUAAAAGACUGAAAUAUCACUUGUAUUAGCUUCUUUCUACUACUGUCAGUGGUGUUUCCCUACACUCUUCUCGUAUAAAAAUGCCCAAACAAUAUUCCAUAUGGUGGGACGUCCAUGUCCAAUGAAAACGGGGAAAAAUGAAAUGAAAACUGUUGUGGAGAAAUAUUAUCUCCCUAUACUCUUCUGGUGUAAGAAUGCUUGAAAAAAUACUCCAUAUGUUGGGACAUCCAUGCCCAAUGAACAUGGAAAAGUAAAAUUAAUUCUUCUGGAGAAAUAUUGUCAAGUGAAAAUGUGUAUACAGUUUCUUACAGAGCAGCACAUGUCUUCAUGAUAAUACCCUUUAAACAUUUGUUCUCCAUAUACGUUGAGUACUCUAAUGAAAUUUAAUGUAAUUAAGUUUUUCAUUGCAAUCCUUGAAAUCAGAUUUCAGUGCACUAACUUCUAAAGGGUUUUCAACAAUUAAAUGUAUUUUUUAUGUCACAAAUAAAAAUCUACGUCAAGCUUUAAUUUGCACUGAUUUUAAGAGUAGUCACUAAAGCUUGAAUUUAUUCGACAGAGUUAUGCCCCUUGCACUUACAAACCCUCAAACAACUUAAAGUUCCUUCUCAUUAUGUCAGUCAGACAUUUUUAAUUUAGAUUUGGUAUAUACAUUUAUUACACUU